AGCAACAGCAAGAGAGAAAAAGAAACGAAUAAUACCCGUAAAAAAGUUUAGGGCAUAAAUUCCCCUUUCCCCUCCCUCAUCCUCCUCGACCUCUCUCCUCCUCCUCCUCCUCCUCCUCCUCUCCCCAUCCAUGGCGGUGAGCAACAACAUCACGGCGUUCAUCAACUUCAUGGCCCUCCUCUGCUCAAUCCCCAUCAUCGGCGCCGGGAUCUGGCUCGCCUCGAAGCCCGACGCCGAGUGCCUGCGCCUCGCGCGGUGGCCCCUCAUCAUCCUCGGCACCCUCAUCCUCCUCGUCUCCCUCGCCGGCUUCGUCGGCGCCUACUGGGGCCGCGAGUGCCUCCUCGCCGCGUACCUCUUCGCCAUGGCGGCGCUCAUCGCCCUCCUCCUCGUGCUCAUCGUCUUCGCCUUCGCCGUCACGCGCCCCGACGGGUCCGUCCCCGUCCCCGGGCGCGGCUACGACGAGUAUCGGCUCGGGGGCUUCUCCGCGUGGCUCCGCGGGUACGUGGUCGACCCCGGUCGGUGGGCGCGGAUCCGGGCGUGCCUCGGCGAGUCCGGCGUGUGCCAGAGGCUGAGUCGCGACGCGCCCUACCUCACCGCCGACCAAUUCGCCCAAUCCCACCUCUCCCCCCUCCAGUCCGGUUGCUGCAAGCCGCCGACGGCAUGCGGGUACAUGUAUGUGAACCCGACGGUGUGGGUGAACCCGAGCAACGCGGGGGCGGACCAGGAUUGCGCGGCAUGGAGCAACGACCAGAGCCAGUUGUGCUAUGGCUGCGAGGCAUGCAAGGCCGGCAUGCUGGGCAACCUGCGCGAGGAGUGGCGCAAAGCAAACGUGGCGCUCAUCGUCGCCGCUGUCGCCCUCAUCUUCGUCUACGUGAUCGGCUGCAGCGCAUUCAAGAACGCACAGACCGAGGACCUCUUCCGCCGCUACAAGCAGGGCUUUGUCUAAGAAUCCCUCUAAUUUGUGGGGUGAUAAUAUACGAAAAACUUAAGAAAGAAAAGAGCAUAUCUAUUCACUCAACUCUCGGUUCCUCCUUUUCUGUCAGGUUAAUUUGUAGUUUUGUUCACUACAUCUCUAUCUUGAGAGAUCUUUUGUAUGCAACGUCUGUAUAUUAUGGCAAACAUUUUGGGACUUAUUACAACUUUCAGAUGCUUCUUGUUUCAA
Molecule: messenger RNA, 1162 nt
Organism: Ananas comosus (pineapple)
Lineage: Eukaryota; Viridiplantae; Streptophyta; Magnoliopsida; Poales; Bromeliaceae
Product: tetraspanin-2
Exons: 2
Coding region: 131-946 (271 amino acids)
Biological process (GO): auxin-activated signaling pathway
Cellular component (GO): plasma membrane; plasmodesma
Source: RefSeq, a predicted model, not a curated record